AUGGUUGCUACGGUGGCAAUAGUUCUCGACGUGAACACGCGGUUCAAUGCUCGACGCCGUUGCGGUUCAGUGCCGGGUCGUCAGGUAAUUAACCGUGAUACGGUAGGUGGGCAUGCUAGAUUAUUCGAAGACUAUUUCGCGCAGCAUCCUGUCUAUGGCCCCUCGUAUUUUCGCCGAAGGUUUCGAAUGUCUCGGCCGUUGUUUUUUCGCAUAGUGAAAGCUGUGCGGGAACACGAUAGCUAUUUUGUGCAGAUAAGAAAUGUUGUUGGAAAACUUGGGUUAUCAUCUCUUCAAAAGGCUACCGCAGUGAUCCGAAUGUUGACUUAUGGUGUAGCAGCGGAUGCUACAGAUGAGUACAUUCGGAUUGGAGGAAGUACUGCUUUGAAAAGUAUGAAAGCAUUUGUUAGAGCUAUUGUUGAAGUUUUCGGAGAUGGGUAUUUUAGAUCUCCAAAUGAAGCCGAUACCGCUAGAUUGCUUGCAAUUGGAGAGAGCAGAGGGUUCCCUGGAAUGCUAGCAGAAGGGCAAGCUCCAGAAAUUAAUUUUACAGUAAAUGGUAACAAUUAUACAAUGGGGUACUACCUUGCCGAUGACAUAUACCCGCAGUGGGCAACACCCUCUCCACUAGGGCAGAAGAAUAAAUAUUUUGCAAAAUGUCAAAAAACACAUAGGAAGGAUGUGGAACGAGCAUUUGGAGUGCUUCAAGAUCGUUUUGCAAUUGUUCGUGGACCAACAAGACUGUGGGAUCAAGAAGUACUCCAUGAUAUCAUCACAGCUUGUGUCAUCAUGCAUAACAUGAUAGUUGAAGAUGAGCGAGAUGAAGGUCCACAAGACUACAAUUACGACAACAUGGGAGAAAAGGUUAUUCCCUCUCAUGCACAGACGGCUAAAUUCUCAAACUUCAUUCAAAAUCAUCUUGACAUCCGAAACGCACAAGUCCACUCUCAACUAAAGGAUGACCUGGUUGAGCACCUAUGGCAAAUUUAUGGGGCAAUGUAG
Molecule: messenger RNA, 996 nt
Organism: Brachypodium distachyon (stiff brome)
Lineage: Eukaryota; Viridiplantae; Streptophyta; Magnoliopsida; Poales; Poaceae
Exons: 3
Coding region: 1-996 (331 amino acids)
Source: RefSeq, a predicted model, not a curated record